Symbiodinium natans is the source of this 2274-nucleotide messenger RNA. NCBI's taxonomy places the organism in Eukaryota, Dinophyceae, Suessiales, Symbiodiniaceae. The record is from the annotation of a GenBank genome assembly.
AUGCAGGUUGCAUCAACUGGAAUGCCAGUGAGCCUGGUCUCUGCUCUGGCAAUGCUCAUUCAGCGUUUGAGCCCUUCGGGGCGGAUUUUACAACGGCACCCUGGUGGAAUCGGAGUGUUUCACAUGGGAGUCUCCCUGUGGGAUGGUCGGCCCGGAUGGAAGGAAGGGAGGCUCGAAGAGGUCUUAUGCAGAGGCGUAAAUGUAGCAGCACUGAUAUGCCACAACGGAGGUGUGCCACGCGACAUUUCCCUACAAGAUCUAAGGGGCGGCAUGUUCGACAUGGACUUCCGGUUAUCAGAUGUGUGGUCGACACCUGUCAAGGCCGAGACCAAGAAGAAGGAGAUGCAGUCUAUUUUUGGUCAGGCAAUCGUUUAUGAAUGCACACGAAUGAAGACGCAAAAGAAGUACGUCAAGGUGAUUGAAAUGAAAGCGGUUGUUUUUCAGAAGAAUGAUGGUGAGCAGAAUCUACGCAGGGAAAUUCGCAACAUGGAGGAGCUGUUUCAUCCACGAAUUGUGAACUUGCUGACUCACCUCUUCGAGGAGGACAGAUGUUGGCUGGUGAUGGAUCUCGCUCGAGGGGGUGACCUGCACAACAAAGUCUUCGAUGAGUUAAACAUGUCCAUCAGCCGAGGAGAUGAGUACUUCCCGGGCCUGGGACAGUCCGAGCUGGCUUCCAAGCACGUGGCCCACCAGCUCCUCGAAGGCAUGGGGUAUAUGCAUUCCUUCGGGAUCAUCCAUCGCGACAUGAAGUUGGAGAAUGUGCUGAUUGUUCGCACUUAUGCCUACCCGGGACAUGCAGAAAGUGGUGUAGCAGUCCCAUCAGAGGUGCACGACGUGAAAAUCACAGACUUUGGGCUGUCAAAGAACAUGCAGCUUGGUCGCAGUGGUACCCUCGACAAACAAGCUCGUUUCAACGCUUUUCCAAGGCACAGUGCGCCUCUGUUGCGACGGGCAAGCUGCGUUGGCUCUCCUGAUUUCGUCGCCCCGGAGGUGCCGAUCAAGUACAAGCUUUGUUUUACGUUCACAAGCCUGCCCUGUGAAGGUCUUGUCUGGCAUGUGCGACCAGGACUCGGGACUUUGGAACCGAUCUUGUCCGUGAUGCAUGCGGCAACACUUGGCGACCUCUGCAAGCAAGAGACACCAACAGAGAAGAUGCAGCUAGCAAAAGCAUGGAAUCUGCGGUCCUGUGAUUAUUGGAGCUUUGGCGUGAUGACCUACGCCAUGAUCUGCGGGGAGUGGCCUUUCUCCAUCAGGUCCAACAAAGACUUGGUACCCGAGCGCCACAGAGAGGUGGUCUCCUCUGUCAAGGCUGGCAAACCGUGGCAGAAUGCCUCGAAGGAGGCGCGCUCUCUGAUCCAAGGCUUGCUUAGCAUCAAUGCCGCUGUGAGGUUCAGCCAUGUGGACUGCCUGCAUCAUGCAUGGUUCUCCAGCAGUGACUCCCAGAUUGACAGCAACAAGGUGACAAUCUGUGACGGGCUGUCUCCCAAAGAUGGAGCUCCUCGAGGUGUAAUUCAAGAAAUCAUUGGCUGUACAGGAUAUGCCGUUGACAACAUGCAGAUGAAGUUGGUCAAUGGAACCACCCUGUCGUUUGGGAGCAUGGGAGGUGACAUUGAGCAUCACUGGAAGCUCAGGCCAGACGAGAGGCUCGUCUCCGUGUUGCAGGAGGAGAGGCAUGACUUCCUGGGCUUGGCCAUAAUCUUCAAUACAUCCCGAGGCGAUGUCCUAGCAUUGCAGGGCUCACAAGCACGCAAGCGUCGAUGCUUUUUGGCUCCUUCCGGAAGCCAGAUCGUUGGCCUUCAAUUUCAAGGACAUCGGCUCAUGGGUAUCCAUCUGCGGAAAAUUUCAGCAGAGGAGCCAGCGGCUGUAGUGUCUUUGGGUGGACGUGUGGGGCACGCUGUGGACAAGGUCUGGUUUCGUUUUCGGGAUGGCAGUACUUGCGAGUACGGGAACUCGGAGGGAGGUGCGGAGCAAGGACCUUGGGUGCUCGAACCAGGUGAGCACAUCACAGCUGUCGAGCAGUUGGCUCGGGAUGCCUUCCUCGGCACAUCCAUAGCCUUCUACACCUCGCUUGGCAGCAUCUUCAGCCUGAAGGGUAUGGAGGCCUUCGGGUCGAGGCGCUUCACUGUACCACGUGGAAUGCAAAUAUGUGGGUUGCAGUUCGAGGCGGGGCCGAGCAGAUCUCAGAUCUUUCUAGAUGUCGACUUUGGCAGUUGGGCGCAGGGUAGCAUGAUCGCCUCGGUGACGACAUGCCCAGAUGACGGAGCCUUAUGGUAG